CGUUUGCGCGACGGCGAGGGAAACCUGCCGGAUGCUGCAGCGCUGCAAACGGCGCAGCCGGGAUUGUGGAGAAAGCGGGAUUUUUUUUUUUAAAGCACUUUGUCUCCAUGCUCUGCAUCCAGGGCUCACGCGGAGAUGUGGGUGACGCUGCUCUGAGACACUCGCUGCGUGGGCAGGAUGCGAAGGGCGGCAGCGCCACCGGCCACACGGAGUGCCGCGAAGGGUCCGCGCGAGGUCCCGGCGGGAGCGUCGGCGCAACAAAUCCCCCAAUGUGCAGGGUGCACGCAGCAUAUCAUGGACAAGUUCAUCCUCAGAGUGUUGGACCGACACUGGCACUCCAGGUGUCUCAGGUGCUCUGACUGCAGAAAGCUUUUAGUGGACAGGUGUUUCUCCCGAGGAGGAAAUGUGUACUGCAAGGAUGAUUUCUUCAAGCGCUUUGGGACAAAGUGCGCGUGGUGCCAGCAGGGGAUCCCCCCCACCCAGGUGGUGCGCAAGGCACAGGACUUUGUGUACCACCUGCACUGCUUCGCCUGCGUCAUGUGCGGCCGGCAGCUGUCCACCGGGGACCGGUUCUACCUUAUGGAGGACGGCAGGCUUGUUUGCAAGGAGGACUACGAAACAGCAAAGCAGAACGAUGACUCCGAAUCGGGGGCGAAGCGACCCCGGACCACCAUCACUGCUAAACAACUGGAGACUCUUAAGAAUGCCUACAAAAAGUCGCCGAAGCCGGCUCGGCACGUCCGCGAGCAGCUCUCCUCCGAGACGGGCCUUGACAUGCGGGUGGUUCAGGUGUGGUUCCAGAACCGGCGAGCCAAGGAGAAGAGGAUGAAGAAGGAUGCGGGUCGGCAUCGCCGGGGGCAGCUGUACAGGAGCGGAAAGCGCAGCCGUUGUGACGUCAAGGCACGCAGGGAGAGUUCACCGGAGGAUGGGGGCCUCAGCGACUGUGAACUCAGCUUCAGAGAGGACCAAAUGCUGUCAGAACUGAACCAUGCGGGCAGACAGUAUGGGAGCGUGGAUGGCACGGGGCUCGGGAUCUUGUUGAACAGAGGCUUCCCACCGGAGGACUCGGAACAACCUUUCCCCGACCAGCGGGCAGCAGUGCUGGACUUGAAAUAUGAAGGGGCCAAACAGGGAAAAGGCAGCGGAUCCCCUUCAGAAUCAAGAGGUUCUUAAAUGGCAAUUGCUGCUCCUGCCAACAGUUCAUGCAUGGCAAAGCACUUACUAUUUUAUUUUUUAGACAUGACAAAAAAAGAUGACGGUCAAAGUGAAAGAAUCCACAGUGAAACCAAAUAUUCUGACUCAAAGCUUAUCAUGCUGUGUGGAGAUGCUGUCUGGGGGCUGAUUUGUGGGAAUACUUUCCUCCGCAAUCUGUCAGAAUGGUCACCAGGAUGAAUCACAUAUCGCAUAUUGUCAGACGCUGAAAAAUGAUGCAUACGCUGAAGUUAGGCCUCUUACUAAGGAUUACUAUAUACAGUACAUCACACUACCCAGGUAAACGUAAUCCGUCUGAUCAAUCGUUUUCGUAAAACGUAACAUGGAAUUUAAGUAACGUUUUGUACCGAGGAAUUUCCGUACGGCAACUUCAAGAGCAUUUCUGCGAGAAGAUUCUGCAGUACUUCUCACAUUAAAUCGACCCAAAUAAUUCUUUGUGCAGUUGUAAUAUAUGUUAUGUUCGGAAAACUUUAUUUCAGUCUGAAUUAUUUUAGUAUUUGUAUGGUCUCAGUGUUAAAAGUCUUGUUGGAUAAGUGUUGUUUCAUUUCCGUGUAUCUCUGUAAGAGCAUCAGACGAAUGCGCUAAAUAUCC
Messenger RNA from Scleropages formosus (Asian bonytongue), 1803 nucleotides. Its product is annotated as LIM/homeobox protein Lhx4-like. The coding region runs from base 178 to 1173 and encodes 331 amino acids. The transcript has 7 exons. The record is from RefSeq and is a predicted model, not a curated record. Lineage: Eukaryota; Metazoa; Chordata; Actinopteri; Osteoglossiformes; Osteoglossidae. Gene Ontology annotation, molecular function: DNA-binding transcription factor activity, RNA polymerase II-specific; zinc ion binding; RNA polymerase II transcription regulatory region sequence-specific DNA binding. Gene Ontology annotation, biological process: neuron differentiation; regulation of transcription by RNA polymerase II. Gene Ontology annotation, cellular component: nucleus.